Acanthochromis polyacanthus (spiny chromis) is the source of this 1734-nucleotide messenger RNA. RefSeq names its product intraflagellar transport 52 homolog (Chlamydomonas) (gene ift52). Lineage: Eukaryota; Metazoa; Chordata; Actinopteri; Pomacentridae. Gene Ontology annotation, cellular component: centriole; intraciliary transport particle B; cilium. The record is from RefSeq and is a predicted model, not a curated record. The transcript is spliced from 14 exons. Gene Ontology annotation, biological process: intraciliary transport; cilium assembly. Bases 185 to 1489 code for a protein of 434 amino acids.
CUGUUAAACGUGGUAAAAAGAUGUGAUAAAACUCUGUUGGACUCUAUUUUGACGGCAUACUUUGUUGCUAGGUGGUUAGCGCCCAUAGUUACCACUCUUCCCCCAGCAUGCACCGCUUCCAAGAGAGCUUUACGAUAUAUGGAUGCAUUUAAGUGCCUACUUUGGUGACUGAACCAAGAAAAUAAUGGAGAAAGAACAGUACAACACUGUGAUCUUCAAUGCUUCCAAAAAGGAGUUGUUUUCUACGAAUAAUGGAUACAAAUCAGUGCAGAAGAGACUAAGAGCUCAAUGGAAAAUACAAAGUAUGAAGGAAGAGCUGUCAUUGGAAAGGCUGAAAGGCGUCAAGCUAUGGAUAACUGCAGGUCCAAGGGAGAAGUUCACAGCAUCAGAGCUGGAGGUGCUGAAGCACUACCUGGACGGAGGAGGAAAUAUCUUAGUCAUGCUCGGUGAAGGAGGAGAAAUGAAAUAUGACACGAACAUCAAUUUUCUCCUGGAGGAGUUUGGAAUAAUGGUCAACAAUGAUGCUGUUGUGAGAAAUGUAUAUUACAAAUACUUCCAUCCUAAGGAGGCACUUGUGUCCAAUGGUGUAUUGAAUAGAGAAAUCAGCCGUGCUGCUGGUAAAGUGGUCACAGGAAUCAUUGAAGAUGAAAAUGUUGGAAACAAUUCACAGGCUCUCACAUUUGUUUACCCGUACGGUGCCACGCUGAGUGUGAUGAAGCCUGCUGCCGCUGUUCUUUCAACCGGUUCGGUCUGCUUUCCCCUCAACAGGCCUGUCCUGGCCUUCUACCAGGGCAAGGAGUCCGGCAAACUGGUUGUUCUGGGUUCCUGCCACAUGUUCAGUGACCAAUACAUAGAAAAAGAGGAGAACAGUAAAAUCAUGGAUGUUGUGCUUCAGUGGCUCAUGACUGAUGCUAUCCAGCUGAAUCAGAUUGAUGCAGAAGACCCGGAGAUCACAGAUUACACCAUGUUGCCAGAUACAGGGUGCUUGUCAGAACAGCUCAGAGUGUGCUUACAAGAGGGUGAUGAAAACCCCCGGGACUUCACUUCUCUCUUUGAUAUGUCUUUGUUCAAUCUAUCUACUGACGCUUUACCCCAAGUCAUCAGUGCUUACAAGCAGCUUAAUGUCAAAGACGAGCCUCUCCAGCUGAUCACACCACAGUUUGAAACCCUUCUGCCUCAGCUUCAACCAGCUGUCUUUCCACCUGCUUUAAAUGAUUUGCCUCCACCCAUGCUGGACCUGUUCGAUCUAGAUGAAACAUUCUCCUCUGAGAAAGUGCGGCUAGCACAGCUCACCAAUAAAUGUACAGAUGAUGAUCUUGAGUUUUAUGUACGCAAAUGCGGUGAAAUUCUGGGGGUGACUGCAAAGUUGGAUAAAGAAAGUCGAGACGCCAAGCACAUCUUGGAGCACAUUUUCUUCCAGGUUGUUGAAUUCAAGAAGCUCAAUCAGGAGCAUGAUAUCGACACUGAAGCGCCGUUCACCCCACUGUGACUGGAUUCCAAUAAUGUUUUCAGCUCUGUCUUUAAUAAGUGCUGCAUACGGAUGGAGCAGAUUUGUGUACAUAGUAAUGAAUGGGACAGGGCUGUUACAGUGGUGGUGGGAAACAAAGUUGUAAUUUUCUAUUGUAUUUCUUUGUGCAAAUCACAUUGUAAGAAUAUACUAAAGCAAAUGAUGUUAUUCAUUCCUUUAUUAAAACAAUUUCUUUAUAAAAAUAAAAAAAGCAUUUUGUAAUUAUG